CCUAGACAAGUAAGUUGAGAUUGAACUGGUAACCCUGACCAGCUGUGACUGACCAGGUAAACUAGACCAAAUGAGACCAAGUUAGACUUACUAGGCAACCUAGACCACGUAAGACUGAGCAAGUUAGACUGACCAGGUGAGACUGACCAUAUAAGCUAGACCAGGUAAGAUGACCAGGUGACAGUGACCAUCAUGUCAAAUGAACUAUGACCAAUAGAGACCUGGUUUUCAGGCUAUGAGGUGUCUUUGUCCUCAGGUGGACCUUCAAUUUCUGGACGAGGUGAUCUCAGGUGGAGCUGACCCAAACUGCUCGGACAGAUAUGGACAAACUGUCCUCCAUGAGGUGUCCAGAGCUUGGAGUGUGGAUGUCAUGCGGUUCUUCUUGGACCGGGGAGCAGACCUACACUGCUCAGAUCAGUUUGGAGUUACAGCGCUGCAUGUGGCCUCAGCUCUGGACUACGAGGACAUGGUCAGGUUUCUGCUGGAGCAAAAAGCUGAUCCAGGCGCUCAGACUCUUCUGGACAAACAGACCCCCCUUCACUAUGCUACCAAGAACGACGCUGUGGGAUCCAUCAGGCUGCUGCUGCAGGCGGGAGCCUCCAUCAGCUGCACUGACUACAGGCAGAGGACGCCGCUGCAGCUCGCCGCCAUCAUGGAGCGCAGUGAGGCAGCUCAGGUCCUGCUGGAGCUUGGAGCUGACGCUGCGGUGCAGGACUGUGAUGGACAGCUGUGCAUCACUGCUCUGAUUGGUCGGAUGAGUCAUGUGGCCCAGGUGGCGCUGCGUCAGUUCCAUGUGAUGGACAGAGUGACAAGGCAACAGUAUUUCUACCUGAAUCUGCUGGAACCAGAAGGGGCAGGAACCAGUGAGCCAACAACCCCUCUGCAGGUUGUGGUUCUGGACGGCAAACUGGACCUCAUCAUGAAUCCUGUCUUUCUCAAACUCAUUCAGAUCAAGUGGAAACUUUACGGAAGGCUGGGGGCGUGGCUUCUCCUGGUCCUCAACCUCCUGCUCAACGUCUCUUGGACAGCUGCUGCUAUCUCCAUGUCUGCCAGUCAGGACUCGUCCGACCGCUACAUCUUUCCACAGGAUUGGUGGCGGGUUCUUCUUGUGGUUCUGGCCCUUCUGCUCACCCUGGAGGAGGUGUGCAGGGAGAUCCAGGACAUCAUGUCCUCCAGGAAGAAGCUCCUUUUGCGGAAGAGAUGGAUGGAGCACCGUUUGCAGGAUGAUCUGCGAUGCUCACAUCCUAUGUGGCCCCAGGAGAGGCAGUAUCUACUGAGAGAGACCAGGAGGAUCCACAGGAUGAGGGGCACCUACAGCCGAGACCUCUGGAACAUCUUUGAUUGGCUGGUUUACUGCCUGCUGACGGCAUCCUUCAGUGUUCACCUGGCUGACGUGCUGAAGCCGUCCAACCGCAUGCAUGCGCUCAGUCUGCGCCUCUUCUCCAUUUCUAUCAUCUUCCUGUGGCUGCGAAUCAUGAAACACGUACGAGCGUUCAGGCUGAUGGGCCCGUUCAUCGUCAUGUUGGGGAACAUUGUGGGGGAUGUGAUGCGUUUCCUGUUCCUGUAUGCUGAGAUCUUCAUCCCCUACGCCUGCAGCUUCUGGAUCAUAUUUGGAGGAACGGCCUCGGUUCCCAGCAUGCAGUCUGUUUCAGGUCUUCUCUACAGCCUCUACCGGAUCACUCUGGUGGAUGAGUACGAGUAUGCUGCCAUGGUAACAGUGGACAGCAUCAUGGCUCCUCUGCUGUGUGGAACGUUCCUGGCAGCGUCCUCCAUCUUGUGUAUUAACUUGCUGAUUGCACUACUAACCGACACCUUCCAGAGGGUUCACGAUAACUCGCAGGCUAACGCUGUGAUGCAGCAGGCCACCGUCAUCCUGCAGGUGGAAGAGUCCAUGCCCCGCCUCCGCCGUCUCUAUGACAACCACUACAUCUCCAAGCACUGCUCUCCUCUGGGCGAGACCUGCGCCAUCAUCACAGAGACUCUGGGCCAGUUCCUGGUCCUUCAGGGGGAUACAGAGACGAGCAGACCUUCAAGAAUCCAGAUGGGUCAGAACCAGCAGAACCACCAGCCUCAGGUCCAGGAGAACCCAGACCAUCAAGACCCGCCGAUACAGGAGCUACUGAAACCAAAGAACCAGCAGGAUCCCAGGGACCUUCAGGAGGAGCUUCAGGCCAUCCAUGCAGAGCUGAGGGAGCUUCGAUCGGUGCUCCAGCAGCUGGUUCAGAUCAGGAAGGACUUUAUUUAG
This is a messenger RNA of Cyprinodon variegatus (sheepshead minnow), 2245 nucleotides long. RefSeq names its product transient receptor potential channel pyrexia-like. Gene Ontology annotation, biological process: calcium ion import across plasma membrane. NCBI's taxonomy places the organism in Eukaryota, Metazoa, Chordata, Actinopteri, Cyprinodontiformes, Cyprinodontidae. The record is from RefSeq and is a predicted model, not a curated record. Gene Ontology annotation, cellular component: membrane. The coding region runs from base 236 to 2245 and encodes 669 amino acids. The transcript has 16 exons. Gene Ontology annotation, molecular function: calcium channel activity; protein binding.